This is a messenger RNA of Sceloporus undulatus (fence lizard), 8699 nucleotides long. RefSeq names its product gamma-glutamyltransferase 7 (gene GGT7). Gene Ontology annotation, cellular component: plasma membrane. Gene Ontology annotation, biological process: glutathione catabolic process. The record is from RefSeq and is a predicted model, not a curated record. NCBI's taxonomy places the organism in Eukaryota, Metazoa, Chordata, Lepidosauria, Squamata, Phrynosomatidae. Gene Ontology annotation, molecular function: glutathione gamma-glutamate hydrolase.
GCUGCCCUUGCUUGCCCAUUGCCCACUGGCCAUCUUGGGGUCCAGGGAGGGGCGGUCCCAGGCUGGGUCCCCGCCCCCUCCACCUGCUCCUUUGGUCCUCUCUUUCUUUUCCGUCACUUCCGGAGCAGAGCCUUGCCUUGCCUUGGAGAGGAGGAUGGCGACCGCCUCAGCCCCCGGGGCCAGCAGCAACAGCAGCAGUAGCGGCAGCGCUGCAGCCGAGAAGGAGGCCAGCCAGGAGAGCAGCCUGGGCGCCUACUCGCCCGUGGACUACAUGAGCAUCACCAGCUUCCCCCGCUUGCCCGAGGAGGAGGCGGCGGCGGCGGCAGCCGGAGCAGGGGCCGAGGGCAGCUGCCUCCGCUCCCGAAAGGAGGAGGAUGCCUUCCUGGGAGAGCAGGAGACCGACCCAGAGUCUUUCUUAAAAUCUGCUCGCCUUCAGCGCCUGCCUUCCUCUUCAUCAGAGAUGGGCAGCCAGGAUAUCUCACCUCUUCGGGAGACCACCAAGGACCCAUUCUCUGGGGAUUGCAGCUGUCGCCAGGAUGGUUUGACUGUGAUCAUCACCGCCUGCCUAACAUUUGCUACAGGAGUCACAGUGGCCUUAAUCAUGCAGAUUUACUUUGGAGACCCCCAGAUAUUCCAUCAGGGUGCCGUAGUCACUGAUGCUGCCCGUUGCACUGCUCUGGGAAUUGAGGUAUUGAACAAGCAAGGCUCCUCAGUAGAUGCAGCCAUCACCUCAGCCUUAUGCUCAGGAAUUAUCAAUCCUCACACUGCUGGCAUUGGAGGUGGGGGAGUAAUGCUGGUUCAUGACAUCAGGAAGAAUGAGAGCCGGGUGAUUGAUUUCCGAGAGACUGCCCCAUUCAGCAUCCAAGAGGAGGGCCUCAGGAAGGCUUGGGAAACAAAGCCUGGUCUCCUGGUUGGUGUUCCAGGCAUGAUCAAAGGACUCCAUGAAGCACAUCAGUCUUAUGGGAGGCUGCCAUGGAGACAACUACUGGGUCUUGCUGCAGAUGUAGCCCAGGAUGGAUUCAACGUCACACAUGAUUUAGCAAUGGCUAUCAAGGAUGUGAAGGAACAGCAUAACUACACAGAUAGGUUCAGAGAGAUUUUCCUUCCAGACGGCCAACCCUUGCUGCCUGGCAUGUUUAUGAGAAGACCAGAUCUGGCUGCUCUUUUACAUUUGCUUGGGUCAGGAGGGGUCUCAGCUUUCUACGGUGGAAAUGUGACACAAGAAAUUAUUUCCGAGGUCCUUAAAUAUGGCGGCACCUUGUCCGAGGAAGACUUUAGCAAUUACACUGUACUGGUUGAAAAUCCAGUCCAUACGGUAUAUCAAGGUCAUCUCAUUCUCAGUCCAUCGCCUCCACAUAUUGGCCCUGCUCUGGUUACUGCUCUCAACAUCCUUGAGGGUUUUAACAUCACCAGCCAGGUAACCAGGGAAAAUAUUCUCUAUUGGAUAACGGAGACAUUGAAAGUAGUUCUGGCACUAGCUAGCAGCUUGGGAGACCCUUUCUAUGAUGCAUCUGUUUCUCACAGUGUGGAAGACAUGAUGAGGUAAAUCCAAGGCAAAUUUCUGCGUCAACAGAUUGAUUCCCAGCCUUCCCUUCUGAGCUUCACACCCAUAUUUUCCAUGGAAAGUGGACUCGCUAGCCAAGUCUUGUCAUGGGGACCAGAUGACUACAUUGUUGCUGUUGAAAGUUCCUUGAACCGUCCAUUUGGAAGUGGAAUAAUGACUUCUUCUGGAAUUCUUCUAAACAGUCAGAUGCUGGAUUUUUCUUGGAUGAAUGAAACAGAGGAUCAUUCCUCUCCAAGCUUGAGGAAUUAUAUACAGCCAGGAAAAAGGCCUUUGUCUUUCUUACUGCCUACUGUUGUUCGGCCAUCAGAAGGAAUGUGUGGAACCUACCUUUGUCUGGGAGCCAAUGGUGGAGACAGAGCUUUGAGCAGCAUUACACAGGUUUUGGUGAAUGUUUUAACAUAUAACAAAAACCUAAGUGAGAGUCUAUCACUAGGUCGGCUUCAUCCACAGCUUCAGUCUAAUGUCUUGGAGGUUGAUAGCGAGUUUCCUGAAGAAGAUAUCAACUACUUCACAAGCAGAGGUCAACGUGUGAAUAGAGUCGAAGUCCUGUCGGUGGUACACGGAGCUAGAAGAACCAACAACUUCAUAAUUGGUGUAAAAGACCCAAGAAGUAUGGAUGCAGCAGGAGCUACAAUAUUGUAGCAACUCCUGCCAGGGCUGGUUCAUAAAAAUGGCUUUUUCCAAAAUACGUUACGCAUGUUCCCAAACAAUCCCGUUAUCAAUGCCCUGCAAUGUGGAACAAACAGUGUUUGUUGUGGGUUUCUACAUUGUUAAAUAGACCCCCCUCCCAGCACUUCUGUACAAAAACAAUGCAGCAGUGAAGGCUGAUAAAAGGCACAAUACAGCCCUUAGAAUUUUAUGUUUGUUAUUAUGAUCUUGAGUUAUAAGAAUCUCAGGCAUUAUUAUAAAUAGGAACAUGGGGAGUGGGUAUAAUUUUGGCAGCACCCUGUCUAGGAUUGAUGCCACUCAUCUGAUGCAUAAUGAUGAAAUAUUUCCAAAUUAUGCACUGAGAACAUGCAAGAAGUUAACCACUUGAUAUAUUCAGACUUACCAUUUUGAGAGUGGUGGAAGCAGACUCACCACUUUGUAAAUACACAUAUUAUUACCAUUAUAAGGCAAGUUUGUUGGAUUUUUAAAAAGAAGGAUGCUCCACAAGUAUGAAUUUAAAAGGGGAAGAUAUCAUUGUGGUCAGUGCCUAUUGGUUGAUAUCUGUAAUGUCAUUAAUUCCUCACCUUUCAAUUUCUGGAACAGUUUUGCAGUUUAAAAUAAUGUUGAUGUUGAUGUUUUCCUUGUAAGGAAAAUGUAAAAAAACAAAAAUAUGUGUUGCUUUUUUGUUAAAAAAGAAAAAAGAAAGAAAGAAAAGAAAAAAAGAAAUAAAAGCAGUCAGUCCUACUUAGAAUGCAUCCUAAUUACCCAAGAUAGCCAAAAGUCAGUUGAGUUGACAAUGGGCCAGCUGACGCUAUGCUUAAACUGAACUGGUCUUGGUUUAGAAACACUGGAAAUUUAGGACUAUCCUCAUCAUGACCUAAUUUUGUGUAGGUAUUGUGGUUGUGUCCCAGGGCUAAAGGAGGUUUGAUCUAGCUUAAUUUACCUCCUCUUUAACCCACUCCUUUUCUGCCUGCUUUAUGAUUCUUCUGGUAAUAGAUCAUAAGCAUUAGAGUUCUGUUGGCAGAUUGGUUGUUGGCAGAUCUCUGAGAUCAGCUGUCAGAAGAGCAGUUCUUCUGAAAGGAAGGCAUUUCUGCCAGCAAAAAGAGUCUUGUCUUUGAGCUGGCACGUCUUGAGUUAUAAUGGCACAGUUAUUAGGAAUGAGUGGCUGGCACAUUUUUUUACCACCUGCUAUGUAUAUAUGUGUAUAAGUUUAAAAUUCAUGGUGAGCUGAGUUUACACAAAUACUACUCUGGGCUCUUUAAAUGGUACCUCUGUCUUUAAUGACCAAGAGAAUGAGUGGUUUAAUCCUAAAGGCAUUUUACCAAUACAGGCCCUAACCUCAGUGUGUUGAAAACUAGGCAGAAAAUCUUUCUGUAUUGAACAUUUUUUUCUGAUAUUUUAAUAAUUAAUUUCCUCUUUUCCAAAUGAUUCAUUCCAAAGAAGUUGAAUGGAGAAUAUGAGGCAAUUUCCAGACAUUCUUGAAUAUUCCCUGUGAAUCAAGUGAUUUGUACCAGCAUACUUGUUCUAAUAGUAUCGGCUCCUAUUCAUAUAUCAAUGUAAUUUUUUAAAUCUUAUUUUUGUUUAUCUGAUGCAAGGGGAGAAGGUACUUCAUUCAUCCUCUUGAUAGUAUAGACUUAACAGAUUCUUGCUAAUGAUUUCAACAAGUUGUGGAUGCCACAUCAAGUGUUUUGACACCAUACACUAUGUAAUUCAUAGUGUUUUCAUUAUCACCAGGCACUGGGAGAAGAUGACCUUCAGUUUUCCUGUGAUUGUUUCCAGUCUACCAGUGAAAUAAUAUUGCAAAUUCUAAUGCAGAAUGAACUCAGGCAGAUUCAGUGUCAUCUUGUACUAAAUAAUUCAAACUGUUGUUAGUUCUUUGGUUUUCUAUAGUGCUACAGGUCCACUUCAGCAUAUUGACUUAUUUCCUGGAGAAUACCAUUGAGAUCCAACUAUAAACCAAGGACCAACAUAACAAACAAAGCAGUCCCUAGAACCUUCCCACUUAAAUGCUGUGAUCUAAUAUUCUGAUUUUCAAAUAAUUAACUUUGAAAGAUUUUUUUUUUGGGGGGGGUGGUCCAAAAAGAGACUACUCGGGCUCAUCCACAGUCAUUUUCACCAUCUCUUGAGCUAUGCUGAAAUGGCAAGUUAUAAAUCUCAGUCAAGAUUGCAUAUGUUACUUUCUUCAAUAUUUCUUAAUGUACAGUAUGUUAAAAGCAAAAAUAAGACAUUGUAUAUUUCCAUAUUCUGAAGUUUAAUGUAGGGUUUUUUUUCUUGCUCAGACUUUAAACUUAAUUGAUUUGUAGCCAAUAUCCUGUCAAACCUUUAUUAAUUGGAAGUGGACUUCUUGCAGAAUCCAUCAGCUAAGCUUGGCCUAAUUUACUUGUUAAUUCCAACUACACUUGACUGAUGAAUCAAUGAAGCUUACAUAAAUUCUGAUUUAAAAAUUCCCAUUGAUUCAACAGGUCUACUCCAGUUGGAACUAACAACUGGAUGUUGGCCCUUGUUUAUCUAAAUUACCAUCAGCAUUGCAUGAAACAUGCUAAAGAGGUAAGUUCUUAUUUCAUUAAACUGAAGAAGAAUCCAAGGCCAAAACUAACUAGGAGACAGUGAUUUAAAAAUAUGUAACAUCAAAAAAAUCUUAUAAUUUACACUUAAUAUUAAAAGUGUGCUACCCAAAGUGAAAAAGCUUUCAAUUUUCUUUGAAGUGAUGCCUUUGGCGUCAAUAAAGCAACAUCAAGAUUUUUUCCAAAGUAACUUGACUUAUGUUUAUAAAUAAUAUUAGCUUCAUAUAUGGAUACUGUAUAUCCCACAAUUGCCUAAAAAUCAAUCUUUAUUGGGCUGAUUUAUAAUAUGAGAACAACUGCAGUUUCUUGAAACUAGAAAUCAACCCUCAUACAGACAUGGGAGAUUGUUUCAUAAUUUUUCCAGGCUGAUGCAGUUGUCCUUAGUUUAAAACAUAAACAGAUGCCCAUGUUAGGAUGAUCCUGAGAUAAGCAAAAAUAUGCUAGUUCUCUCUGGCAAUGAUGGGCACCUGCAGACAAUUCUCUUCCUAUGAAAAUCACACAUUCAUUGAAUGCAGGGUAGCAAAAUCUGUCUGAGUUGUGCCUAGUGGCUUCUUCUCAGUGGAGUGAUAAACCCACACUAGAUUUUAUUCUAAACUAUUGAAGGGUCCAUCCACAGUGAUAAAGGAGACCGAGAGUUGAGCACAUUGGAUAACACCCUUAAAAUUUGAUCUAAAAUUUGGUCAAAGGGUUUCAUCAUCCCUUUGACACAGAAGCUGCCACUGCUCUAUUCCCACAUGUUCAGCUGAAGAUGUACACAGAAAGCCCUACUUCUGUAUAGCUUUUAUGGAUGAAGGUUCCAUCUUUGGGGAGCUGCUGCCUUUGCUGAGGCCUUGACUUUACAGUCAGAGCCUAAGUGUAUACAGCUCUAUGUACCUUUUCAGUUGAAAAUGCAAAGCCUGGGGGAGUGGGCUGCAGCAGGUGUUAUUCUCUAUUUACCCUGAAGAUAAAAAUAAAACCCACUUAAUUUUAAUCUACACCAUCUAAAUCAAAGAAGCAGAAAAUACCUGCCUUCAGUUCCAUUACAUCUGUGUGCAGUGCCAUUUCAGUGAGCAGCUGAACAUCUAUUGUUACAAAAAUAUAUUACAUCAUGGCAUUUGAGAAACUGGGGAGGGGAGGAAUAAAAAUAUUGAUCUAUAUUAAUUUCACACUAGAGGAAUGGCUAGGUUUUGUUGGUCUUGUUGGUUUUCCAAGUAAUACUGAAGCUAUGGCUAUUGUAGAUAUUUUGUUGUUAUAUCUGCUAGCAUCUGUCUUAGUGUUCUAGAGUAGCUAUCUCCCAGUGAACCAGAUGUCGAUGAAUACAGUCUUAUUCAUGUGACACAUUUAUAUGCCUCAAAACAUCUUAAAUGUUUUAAAAUGAAGAAAGGGCCAUUAGAGCAGAGGCAGGGAACCCCAUGGCCCCCUGGAUUACAACUCCCAUAAUCCUUUUCCAUUUACCACACUGACUGGGGCUUCUGAGAAUUGAAGCAAGAACCCCUGGAGGGUCAACAAUGCCUCGGUCCUGCCUUAUAGGCUGGGGGGGGGUGGGUGGGUGGGUGUCAGUAUAUUAAUGCAUUACAGAUGUCAUCGCUGAUCAUGCUUUCCAUCUGAAUGUUAACUAUCUGUCAGUGACCUCAAUGUAGUUUACAAUCAUUCACUGUUUAAGGGCUCAUUCACUUGUUAUAUUGUAAGUAGCUAAUGGCCUACACAAGAUUUUUGAAUGUUUCUAUGGCACCACUAACACCAACCAACUUACAUGUUAGGCAUGUGCUAACAGUAUGUAUAUAUAAAAGCCAAUUCCCAGAGUCAGUUGUUUCAAUCGCAUUCUACUUAGCAUGACCAUGAAAGAUAGGCUGGGGCUAUUUAGAUGAAGCAUUGUGGUUGUUCAAGGAAGGUCAGCCUACACAUUUAUUUUAAGGGCACAAUAUGCCACUAAAUGUUGGUUUCCUUUUUUAUUCUGAAGUAAGCUCAAGGGGUGCUGUCAACAUCCUUUUGGCAUCUGUGUCGCCCCCCACCCCCCACCUCACACCACUAUUUGGGGACUUUAAAAAACUCCUCUAUUGGCAUUAGAAGAGGUCCUCACCUCAUUUUCCCACAGCAUGUUUGUGGGUGAGCAAUGGUAAUUUAGCCAAAUGAAGUGGGGAAAGGAAUGUUUUUUGCACGCUGAAGGCCCAAUACAACUCCAGCAUGCUUAUUUCAGCAUAAAAAAGGAAUGUAAAAUUUAAUGACACACUGCAUCUUUAAUAUAGUGCGUAGUUUAACACUCAGUUCUAAAUUGCACUGGCAUUUGGGGUAUGCGUCUUUCUCUCUUGCCCCAAAGAAGUAGAUUUAAACUUCAUGACAAUGUUGUCUAUAAGGUUAUUUCACAUUGUUUUAUAGUUUAACAGCUGACUAUACUGAGUUUUUUUAAAGUAAAGAAAGGGGAGGAGAGGGGACAGGAUCAAAGGGAGUACAGUGGAAACCACUACAGUUUGGUUGUAGCCCUCCCUCCCAUGGAUACCAAAAUCUGUGGAUGCUCAAGUUCCAUUAAAUACACAUGGUAGUAAAAUUGUGUCUCUUAUAUAAAAUAGUAAAACCAAGGUUUGCUUUUUGUAAUUUAUAUUUUUUUAAAAAAAUUCAAGCUGUGAAUAUCAAAUCUGUGGAUAUGAAGGGCUGACUGUACUAAAAAGUUGGUGUAUUAUGAUGCAAUACCAAUUUACUGGAGAAAAGUUUGAAGAAGAGGAUUCUUUAGUGUGCUCAUUAGGGUAAAAUCACAUUUUGGAAGGAUAAAUAAGUACACAAGUGGAGGGUUUGACUUUUGCCAGUGAUGCAUUCAAGUCUUUUACUCCAGGUCUAAUGUAAAGUCUCAAGACUGGGAACCAACUUGAACAGAAAAAAAAGGAAGCAGGAUGCAUUUCUCAUGGGGGGACACUAAAUGCAUUAGGCAAUGGCCUUGAGGCAGGGAUUGUGAUCUACUCAGCAGCCUAUCCCCACUACACCUUGGAGAAGCUUUCUAAAGCUUUUAAAAAUCUUUAGAAGGAUCCUUCCAUCUCAAGCUCAUUGCCUAAUACUGUAUAUUUGCUGCUCCCCUCCGAGAAAUGUGCCCUACUGUCUGGAGGUGGGUCUUCCCUGAUGCUCAAAAUGAAUUAUGCCAGCAAGGCGGUCACUAAAAAUAUACAAGUUGCAAGAAGCAACUUAAGUUGAACUUGAAUCCGAGUCAAUCAACUGGGGUCUACAUCACAGCCCUUUGCAACCUAAAGGUUACAUCGGUUAAUCCUUGGCCUUGGCAUUUCUUGAAAAUCUCACUAAGCAAGAAAAGAGUACUAUUUAGUGACACAGAGUCACAUAUUUUUCAUCUAAAAGGCCACAGGCUAAGUCCUUGGGAAAUGCUCCUGUCUGAAACCCUGGAGAGCCAUUGCCAGUCAAGGCAGAUAAUCCUAGGCUACACUGGAACUAUUUGACUAGAUUCAAGGAUUAUGAAAGUGUGGCCAUCUCCAACUUCUACCAAAGAACAACACUCAUGUUUUCUGGCUCGUGGGAUGUAGUUCCCUAUAACAAUAAGGAUUCUCCUGGAGGUAGAGAGCUGUUCUGUGAGAAGCACUUUAUACAUUGUUUGACCUAAUGGCCCAACCAGGAUCAGUUUAUCACAUAAGACAGGUAAAUCACAAUUACAGCAGGAUAAUAGUAUCUUUGGUUGGGAUUUAUCAUAUAUUGUUUCCCUUCUGUUAUUCCUUAAACAACCUGAACAGCUACCAUUGGGUAUGCAACUUCAGCAUUUCAAGGGCCAAUUUUUGGUCAAUAAAAAUGCCAAAAAUGAACAACAAUAAACCAGUAGUGGCUGGAAGCCCACUUCCAGUAUUGUUUAUGUUUAAAAAUGUGGGGGGCACUUGCAACCUAUUUAAAAUGUGACUCGCAGAUCCUGGAGGCUUCAAGGAGCUGCAAAUCACCUCUUUCACUGGAAACCCGCC